Molecule: messenger RNA, 2737 nt
Organism: Loxodonta africana (African savanna elephant)
Lineage: Eukaryota; Metazoa; Chordata; Mammalia; Proboscidea; Elephantidae
Gene: DACT3
Product: dishevelled binding antagonist of beta catenin 3
Exons: 4
Coding region: 1-1893 (630 amino acids)
Biological process (GO): negative regulation of canonical Wnt signaling pathway
Cellular component (GO): cytoplasm
Source: RefSeq, a predicted model, not a curated record
AUGAUCGGGGCCUUCUCGUUCCCGGUGAGCCCCGAGCGGGGCCGGCUGCGGGGCUGGCUGGAGGGCAGCCUGGCUGGCCUCUGCGAGUUGCACUGGCUCCGGGAGAGGCAGGAGUACCGCGUGCAGCAGGCGCUGCGGCUGGCCCAGCCCGGAAUGGGGGGCGCAGAGGCCGAGGACGAGGAGGACGCCGAGGAGGACGAAGAUGCGGCGGCGGCGCGCCGGGCCGCGGCGGCCCUGGAAGAGCAGCUGGAAGCCCUGCCUGGGCUCAUCUGGGACCUGGGCCAGCAGCUGGGAGACCUGAGCCUGGAGUCUGGGGGCCUGGAGCAGGAGAGUGGCCGCAGUUCAGGCUUCUAUGAAGACCCCAGUUCCACAGGAGCUGCAGACUCACCACCCUCGACCUUCUGUGGGGACAGCGGCUUCUCUGGAUCAGGCUCCUAUGGACGUCUAGGUCCCUCUGAACCCCGGGGCAUCUAUGCCAGCGAGCGGCCUAAGUCCCUAGGAGACGCCAGUCCCAGCGCUCGGGAGGCAGUGGGCCCUCGGGCCGCCGUGCCGCGGUCCUUCUCGGCGCCCUAUCCGACGGCCGCGGGCUCUUCGGGCACAGAGGCUUGCUCGUCCGCGGAGCGGCGGCCGCGCGCGGGGCCUUUCCUAACUCCCAGCCCCCUACACGCUGUAGCGCUGCGCAGCCCACGCCCGUGCGCCCGCCUUCCAGUCAACUCGCCAGACGCGGGGGGCGCGGGGCGGCCCCUGGACGGCUACAUCUCGGCGCUCCUGCGCAGGCGCCGCCGCCGGGGGGCGGGCCAGCCCCGGACCAGCCCCGGGGGCGCGGACGGCGGCCCGCGGCGCCAAAACAGCGUGCGCCAGCUGCCGCCGGACGCGUCCUCGUCCCCCGGCGGCGCGCGGCCCGCGCCUGAGCCAGGAGUGGAGCGCGCAGGGGGCCGUCCCGCCAGCCCCGCCGUCCUGAGCCGCGCCUGGGCCUCGCAGUGGGAGUCGGAGGCGGUGCCUGAGCCCCCCGCGCUUCCCGUAGCACCCACGCCCCCUGACAGCCCGGCCGAGGGCCGCCUGGUGAAGGCGCAGUACAUCCCGGGCGCGCAGGCCGUCACCCGUGGUCUCCCUGGCCGCGCGCCGCGCCGCAAACCGCCGCCACUGACCCGUGGCCGCAGCGUAGAGCAGUCCCCGCCCCGGGAACGUCCCCGGGCCGCAGGGCGCCGCGGACGCAUGACCGAGGCCUCAGGUCGCCGGGGCUCGCCCAGGGCGCGCAAGACCGCGCGCUCCCAGUCCGAGACCAGCCUGCUGGGUCGCGCUGCCGCGAUCCCUCCCGGCCCUCCCAAGUACCCUACGGCUGAACGUGAAGAGCCGCGACCGCCCCGGCCCCGCCGCGGCCCAGCGCCCACGCUCGCAGCCCAGGCAGCAGGGGCCUGCCGCCGCUGGCGCUCCACCGCUGAGAUAGACGCUGCCGAUGGGCGUCGAGGGCGUCCCCGAGCUCCCGCGGUCCGUGGCCCAGGUCCUGGCCCAUCCCCGUCAGCUCCUCAGCGCCGUCUGCUCUACGGCUGUGCAGGCAGCGACUCGGAGUGCUCAGCUGGACGCCUGGGGCCCCUCGGACGCCGGGGACCCACGGGCGGCGGCGGUGGCUAUGGGGAGAGCGAAUCCAGCGCCAGCGAGGGGGAGUCACCUGCUUUCAGCUCCGCAUCCAGCGACUCAGAAGGCAGCGGUGGCCUUGUGUGGCCGCAGCAGCUGGUGGCGGCCACUGCGGCCUCUGGGCCAGGGGGUGGUGCAGGUGGAGGAGCUCCUGCAGGCCCUGCCAAGGUCUUUGUGAAGAUCAAGGCUUCCCACGCCCUCAAGAAAAAGAUUCUGCGUUUCCGUUCGGGUUCUCUCAAGGUCAUGACUACAGUGUGAGUUUAGAGGUUCGAUUGGGCUCCCUCUCCAUGGCCUCUGCACCUCCACACUCCCACUCACUAACCCUUCCACACCUCCCUUCCAAAGACCACAGUUUUUUCUGCUUCCAAAGACCACCUUCCCUCCCUUCACAGCCAUAGUGGUUAAAAGGUUCUCCCACCACCACCGGGAGGAUUGGAGGAGGAGCCUUGUUUGACCUAGUUCAACUUCUGGCCUGGAGCUCUUGGGCAAGAAAGUUCCCCGUCUCUGGGCCUCAGUUUCCUCAUCUGUACAAUGGCUGCCCGUGUAUGCAGAAGGAAUAAUUCAUUUUGAAUUUCCCUGUUUUAGUUUAGACUCUUAAUCUGUUUCUUCCCCUUCCUUCAUUUCUCUUGUUGAAUCCCCCCCAUUCCUCCUUUCUGAGCUUCCUUUCUAUGGCCCUCUCUCAUUCACAAAGUGACCCCUCCGUGUCCCUUGGCAUCCUGGUCAGAGACUCUGUCUGUCCCAGGUGGUGCCUGCAGAGUGCCCUGGGAAGGGAAGGAGCGCUGACUUGGGGGUAUUUAGUGUCAAGUAGGAGUUGACAACACCUGGAAAGACUCUUUCACCUCUAUCCCUGGACAAUUAUGGGAGAUUGGGAGGUGGAAAAGAGGAAGAAGGAUGGCAUCUAUCUUGUUCCCCCCACCCCUUGAGACAGGGAGUUGAGGGGGGGAGCUCAGGAUGACCCUCAGCUGUUCCAAUCCAGUAUUUUUUUUCUUCCUUUUUAAAAAUACUGUAUUUAUUAUGACGAUGGUGACCCCCCGGUGCACAGGGGGGCCAGAUUAUGUGUGCUUCUCUAGCCCCUUUGUAAAUAAAUGCACAGUGUAACAUC